AUGGAGAAACCCUUCAUCGCCUUGAUUCUCUACGCGGUUGUUGCUCUGGGUCUCCUCGUCCUCAUCUACACUCCGAGGGAAACGCACUCCCAUCAUCACCGCCGCCUCAAACUGCGGUCAAACUUCUCCUUCUCCGCGUCCCCCAAGGGCCGGGCCCGGGACCAUGCGGUCCCAUUCGAUCCCAUCAUCCUCGACAUUGAGCAGCGCAGGGAGGACAGGGAGUGGGAGAAGGCCCAUUUCCCCUUCCCCCACACCGAUCCGGCUCCGGGCGAGGAGGCCCAGCCGGAGUGGGAGGACUUCAUGGAUGCAGAAGACUUCAUCAACGACGAAGAUCGGUUCAACGUGUCCCUACGCCUGGUCUCCCUGUUCCCAAGCAUCGAUGUGAGCCCCGAAGACGGGUUCCUGACGGUGGACGAGCUGACCCGGUGGAACCUGCGGCUGGAGGCGAGUGAGACGCUGCACCGGACGAAGAGGGACAUGGAGCUGCACGACAAGAACCAUGAUGGGUUCGUGUCGUUCAAGGAGUACGAUCCGCCAAGCUGGAUGCGAGAUCAUUCCGAUGGUGAUCCCUCUUCCUUCUAUUUAUUUCUGCAUUUGAUAUAUCUUGAAGAAUUCAUCGCCAAUCGAGUUUGUUUGCCUUUCGGGAAAUGUGGGCCUUGGUUCCUUGUAUGCAAUAAAAAUCUUGGCUUAUUCAUUGCUGCGCGUCUUAUGUUCUUGAUAAGGGGCGGUCGGGGUAGGUUGUGAUGUAGACAUCUGACGCAACUGCGAGGCAAUCCCUCGUCUCAGGCCUGGUCGGUGGUGGUGCUGAUGAUAUAGACAUGAAGCACGAAAGGGUGUGGAUGCGGACCACUUGUUUCGGAAAUUCAUCAUUUCUUAAAACCUGUCCACGCUUUUUCUGUCGCAGAUCAUAAUUCAACCGGGAGUCAUGGCUGGUGGAGUGAGGAGCAUUUUAAUGCCUCUGAUAUCGACGGAGACGGCCUUCUGAACUUAACCGAGUUCAAUGAGUGCGAACUUGUUCUUCCAACCCCAAUCCCAUCUACCUUUAGAUCUCUUUCCUUUUCAUUUCUGAUAUAUAUUUUCGUUUCUACAGCUUCUUACAUCCAUCAGACAGUGUCAAUCCAAAGCUCAUACUAUGGCUCUGCAAAGAGGAGAUAAGGUGCAACAGAUUUCUUAGUUUUCUCUUGCACGUCAACUUUAAUUGCACUUUAUUUUUUAUCACUGCAUAUGCACGAAAGAUCUCGAAAAAGAUCCAGCGUGCUUUGUGAGUGGUAAUGAACCGUGCACCGUGAUAUGGAUUCCCAGUGAAAUUAUUGAUGGCCAUUUGAGUUCUAAUAAUCCUGUUAAUGGUUAAAUGAUCCCUUUUUUUAUUCUAUAAAAUUAGUCUAUGGAUUUAUAACUCGGGAUGUGUUAUGGAGAAUUUCUUGGGUCUAAGUAAGACCUAUUUUUCAUGAAAAAUGUAAAUUUUAUGGAAUGCAUGAUUAAUUUUCUGAAUGGGUCUUAUCGUUUUUCUGUUUCUUAUGUACUGUGAAUCUAAACGUACUCUGUUAUGAUAGAAAUCAGCUAUUAUUUUAAUUAAAAUUCACAAACUAGAACGGGUUUGACGAAGAAAAGUGGGGGAGAAAUUUUGAUAGAGAAUGCUUUCAGACCACCAGUCGACAGGACGCCUGAUUCAGCCAGAUCUUCGGAUAUCAUCAAUUUCAAUUUUUCUUUUUUUUUCGUUGCCAAUUUUUUUUGUUAGACAGUUCUCUUGCAUGGGAACAAUACAGCUAGUCCUCAAUUUUUUUAUUAAAGACGAGGAUGACCAUAUUUUAGUUAACCAGUUAAUUAAUUUCCCUUUCAUCGCAUCAUUAUUCGUACCUCUCUCUCUCUCUCUCUUUUCCUUUUAUAGGCAAAGGGACAGAGAUAAAGAUGGGAAGCUCAACUUUCAAGAAUAUUUUAGUGGAUUGUUCGACUCAAUUCGAGAUUUCAAUGAGCAUGACCACAACGCUUCAUCAGACCGAUCAUCUGAGUUUCUAGCCAAGAAGCUAUUUUCAGAGAUCGAUCAUGACAAUGAUGGGUACGUCUUGGUGUGUGUGUGUGCAAUGCUAGGUGAAUAAUAAUCCAUUUUUUAUGCCAAUCUUGUGGAAAUUUCUAGGCUUUUAUCGGAAGAAGAAUUGAAAUCAGUGAUUGGUAUCAUUCACCCAUCAGAACAUUACUAUGCAAAGCAACAGGCUGAACGUGCUGUGGAGGAGGUGAGGGCUGAUCUUCUUCUGAUCAAACUCAUAUUUUUAUUUUUCUUGCCCUUACGUAACCCUCAUGUUCAAAUCCAAGUUACAGAGGAAUCUUCCCUGAAAUUAAGGGGGGCCCCAUUUAUUUAUAUGAUAUAUUCUUCUUGUCUUGAGAAACAAACUUAUGGUUUUCACAACUUUUUGAAGUUGGGUUUAUGCACAUAACAAUUACUCAUUCAUGUAGAGAAGAUGUGGGGUCAGUGUGCUUGUUGGUGGGGUGACUGGGUUUGGAGUACUGAUCAUUCCUAAAAGGUUGACUCAUACCAUUCAUGGCCUGAGUCAACUCAAACAUCCUUUUGCCUUCUUAGGACUAAUCUGUAGAGAAUUGAAUCUGAGCUCGUCCUCUCUUGGGCUACAUUGUGCAUGGGUUGCCGAAAUUCCCCAGGCCCCCACAAUCCCAGACUCUCAAGUCCCGGUUGAGGAAUUGCAGUUGACUCAAUUGGGUAAAAAUCCUAGGUUUUUUGAGGAAUUGCAGUUGACUCAAUCUGAGCAAGCAAUUGCAUAACUUGUUAGGUUUUUGUUUGUUGCUAUCCUCUGAGUUUAUCAGUUGGCGAGAUCGAGCCAAGAUCUUCCGGGGCCAAGUAACCGAACAGUCUGUCUCAACUCCUGAUCCAUGUGACUCAGAUGGUCCCCACAGAGAUCGAUCCCUCUUAGAAAGUUGGUUCGGUGCUAGUUGACUUAAGCUUGUCUGAUCAUGGCCGCAUAAUCUUAAUCAGACUUUCAAGUUACUAUGGUUCCAGUUCCUAUUCAGUGGGUAACUAACCGCAGAAGGGAGAUGCCUGGAUCCGUAUCCAGGAAUGGAAAAGAAGCCCUAUAUAUUUUUUAUUUUAGAAAAGAUAAAAAAUAAACAAUUUUUUGGAAGUCAGACUCAAUCUUGACAAGUCAACUUUGUCUUCAGUGAUCCGAUCCAACCAGCCAUGGCUGACCGAUUGAGAUUCUCCACAGAGUGGUGGCCUAGUGGUCAAAUUUAUAGGUUUUAUUUAAAUAUGAGUUUUAUUUAUAUAUCAAAAUUUCUCUUUCCAAGAUCUCUUGAUCUCAUGAGACGUGAUGAGAGCACGUCCGGUCAGCUUAGUAUCACUUUCUUUUACUGGAUGUUCAGAGAAUUGACCCGAAUAAUCUACCGGGCUGAUCUAUGUUUUUCUUUUUCAUGUGAAUCUUCAGGCGGAUUCAGACAAAGACGGCCGGCUAAGCUUGAAGGAGAUGAUCGACAGCCCGUAUGCAUUCUACAGAGCUAUCUUCGCCGACGGUGACGAGUCUGACUAUGAAUUCCACGACGAGCUCCGUUGA
Spirodela intermedia is the source of this 3554-nucleotide messenger RNA. The record is from the annotation of a GenBank genome assembly. NCBI's taxonomy places the organism in Eukaryota, Viridiplantae, Streptophyta, Magnoliopsida, Alismatales, Araceae.